AUGAAGAAAAAACAAUUUUUCCAAAUUAUCGAAAGUAACGAUUUGUCUUCACAGCCCGAAAAUUCGCCGCUUGAUUUGUCUGCCCUGUCUGAAAAUUCGUCGCUUCAUUUAUCUGCACGGUCGGAAAAAUCGCCGCUUAAUAAUUUGUCCGCGAAUUCCAUUGUAGACUUUGAUAAAUCGGAAAAAAAAAAUUUAAAUGAAACACAGCUCUCUCACAAUUCGCAUGAUAUUUUUAACAAUGUCACAAAGAGGAAUGCGUUAAAUUUCUUAGGUUUGCGUAAUAAAAAAAAAAAUGUUGAUAAUUUCCAGGGGAAAAAUGAUGAAAGCGAAAAGAGCACUCGCUAUGCACAUGUGAAAAGUGUGAACCAUGAAGUGGUUCAUACCCCUCGAAUAAAUACCCAAGGUGUAAAAUGUGAAAAUGGAGAGUGCAUACCAAAUGGGGUGUCACCAUGCACGGCGGAGUUUCCGCCUCCAAAUGAGGAUGGCAACAGUCGGAACAAUGUGUGCGGUGAGGAUGGCGCUAGUACACCCCUUAGCAGGGGAAACGAUGCAAGAGAAAACAAACGCAGCAACCAUUUUUACUGCUUGAAACAAAUUAUCCACAACAAUUUAAAUAAUAACUACGACAAAAGUGAGGUGAAAAUUUUCAACAUUUAUCAUGAUAACAGGGCAGAGUGUUUAUUUAAUGAUGCAAGUGUAAUAAAAUUUUACGGACAUGAAAAUGUAUGCAUAUAUGAAAAUAAAAGCUACAUAUGUGAGGAAAUAAACGCCAACUUGUUCCAUCAAAAUGGGGAAACAGAAAAGGAAAAAGAAGACUGUUUUGACGCAAAUAGGGACAUUUAUGAAUAUUUAUACAAGGAAAAAAUGAAACUGAACAGUGCAAAUGGCAAAGACAAGGGGAAUGAUGUUCAGAAUGGGAUAAUAACGAAAUUUGGUAAUUCUCACGAGCAGGUGCAACAGUGUUUCCAAUUUUAUAUGCACAAGUAUCCACCUUUCUUGAGGGAAAAAAUAAAAAUAUUCAUACAUUUAUAUAACAUGUUUAGCAUAUACCCUUACAUCAAUCACAAAUUUAUUGAAGAAGAAAUAUACUCGAAAAAUUUAAAAAUUUCCUCAUCCUUCGAAAAAAUUGUGCACAUAAAAUGGCGUUUUUAUGGUGAACACGAAUUAAGAGAAAUGCUAAGUCGCGCUGUGCUAAAUAAAAAAAGGGAACACUCUUUGCGAGAAAGUUUUCUCCAAGUGGACGAUUACAUCAGCGUAAAUUUUUUAACGCAAGAAGUGAAAGUGCGGGACGCGGGUAUCCCACACAAUGGUGAUGACGGAAAUAAUCACUUCAACUACAUACUUCUAAACGGCAAUGGGCUGUGCUUUUCUGCCCACUUUCAUUUAAUCGUCCCGUACCACAGGCACAUUAACGAAAGCGCAAAUGAGGUAGACAAAAAGAAUAGUGCCUACAAUUUAAGUUAUGAAUACGUCUACCUAUCGCAGCUAUUUAACAUUUACGAUAAUUUUCACUUGUGCUUUUUGUAUCCCUUAUUUGUCUCGUACUUUUUUUAUUAUCACUUAUUUUUCAAGGGGAAUGGCUGCGCGACAUUAGCUCUCUCAGAAAAAAAGGGUGCGCAAGAGGGGGCCUAUAACAGUGCCUGCGAGGAGGCUUACACAAACCAGAUAAACGACAUAUAUGCCAAAUUGACAAAUUGUGUGAAGGAAACCAUUUCGAAUACGCAAAGUGGGAAUUUCAAGAUAAAGGACGGUGUCAUUGAAUUCUUAGUUCCACAGAGUUGUUACAAAAUUUGUGAGGAACCCGAGUUUCUCGCGGACAAAUCGCACCACCUACCCCUGCUGUACGUCGUAUGCAUAAGUAAGCACGGCGUGGGCAACAGCAUAGGAGGUGUUAAUUAUGGCCUCCACUAUAGUGGUAGCGAUAAUAGCGCGCGCAGUACAAGUGUAGAAAACAAUCUGAUUACCUUCCCCACGAACUCCGCACGCGUAAGCAGCUGCCAUGUGUAUGGUCAUACACACCCCAUACACACCAUGGGGGGUUAUUCCAUAGAGGAGGGCCUGCAUAAAACAAAGGCAGACGAAGAACAGUGGGCGUGGGAACCCCACGACAACAACAUAUGCUGCAAUGAAGUUAAAGAAUUCAAUAACUUGCGAACAAUUUUCCCUGAACAUAUGAAACAGUAUUUUAACACAUGCAACAAAAUUGAUAACAUCAUAAAAGUUAGCAUAAGGAAUGAUGGUAUGUGUUUUAUGUAUGUAAGGAACAUGCUCGGUGAAUAUAUUUUCUCUUCGUAUUUCAUCCUAUUUAACGCGUUUGAAAAUCUUGUUCACUUGAUGAAUAGGGGAAAGGACGGCGGAACUCAUGGGGGGGAACGUUGGGGAAGCCUUCAUCAAAAUGGUGAAACUGCAGGGGGUCACAUAACAAAUGGAGACAUACUCAAUAUGGAGCCUAUUCAACAUCACGGCAAUUUUUAUAGCAACGUUUUGGAGAGUCCACCCCCCUGGUAUCAUCCAAAUUUGGAACGCCGCGAAAGCGAAGCUGUCACCUUUGCAAACAUCGACCACAUAUUCGAAAUGAGCAACAUAAACAACAUAUUCAACGACUUUUACAUUUGUGAAAAUAAAAAAAUGAACACCUUUAAGCUGAUUAACAUAAUGAAUAGGGAAAAAAAAAAAGCAUUAACUGCGUACUAUUUCGGGAACAGGGAAUUAACUCCGAUUUUCUUUUUACGAUUGUCCAAUAUACAUAUUUAUGACAUAAACAGACAACUGACUUCCAUUUUUGAAUAUAUAAAUUACAAUAACAAAACAUUUACCCCUUUUUUAAAAAAGUACGCAAAAUACGAAAUGAAUGUUCAGCUGGAUUUGCUAGAAAAUAUGUAUAGCAUUAACAACGAAUUGUAUUUGCUGUAUACAAAAAAAAUUAAUUACUCUCACGAUAUUUACAAAUAUAAUUACCUGUACGUACAGGAUUAUUUAUUAAAAAAUUAUAUCCUAUAUUACAAUAUUUAUUUUCGGGUACGUGAGGAAAUGAAAAAGAAUGAAUACUACAAGCUGAAAUACACCAACAGGAAUAAGCAGACCAUAUCUGUCCACUUCACCGUUUCGUUUAAUUAUGCCUAUGAUAGGGCGAAUUCUCAUUUUGAGCUGAAGCCAAGUCAUUAUAUAACCCACCUCGAGUCUGACUCCCCCCACGAACAAAUCGAUGCGGCAAAUUACAUUGCGUUUAUUAGCAAGUAUGUGCACAGCAAAUGCGUAACGUAA
This is a messenger RNA of Plasmodium cynomolgi strain B, 3264 nucleotides long. RefSeq lists its product as hypothetical. Bases 1 to 3264 code for a protein of 1087 amino acids. The record is from RefSeq and is a predicted model, not a curated record. NCBI's taxonomy places the organism in Eukaryota, Apicomplexa, Aconoidasida, Haemosporida, Plasmodiidae. The transcript is spliced from 2 exons.